Spea bombifrons (plains spadefoot toad) is the source of this 3075-nucleotide messenger RNA. RefSeq names its product tudor domain-containing protein 1-like. The transcript is spliced from 21 exons. Bases 1 to 2742 code for a protein of 913 amino acids. Gene Ontology annotation, biological process: spermatogenesis. The record is from RefSeq and is a predicted model, not a curated record. Lineage: Eukaryota; Metazoa; Chordata; Amphibia; Anura; Pelobatidae.
AUGAUGCAGAAGUCUGAGUGGGAUGUCGGGAACCCGGAAGGAGUUGGCCACUCAUCCAUGAAAACCCCUCUGUCGCACCCGAACCUUAUGUCUCCAGCUGUGGCUGCAGGUUUUGGGAGAGCUCGUGAUACAAAAGGAAGAGAUUAUCGAAGCCAUCCAGUGAGGGCAGACUUUCAUCUUGUGGGCAAGAAGCUUUUACCUGCAAAACAGAAGAAAUCACAUGUACUACCGGACAAUAUCUUCUCUGUGGACGGCGACCCGGCUCUCUUUAACACGAUAAAGCCUGUGCUGCAGACCACAAGCUGUCAUCACUGUGGUUUGCAUGGGUCACGGAGGUGUUCCCAGUGCCGGCAGACAUGCUAUUGCUCAGUGGAGUGUCAGAGAAAAGACUGGGCUUCUCAUUCGGUCAUAUGCAAGCCGACCAGUGUGAAAAACGAAACCAGCUGCCGAGUUCCUAUUGAAGCUGCUGAAAAGAAAGCAAGUCCUUUGGUUGAACCCGCUGUUAGUGAUCUCUCAAAGCGUCAGGAAACCGAAAAGAAAAUAUUUUUAUGCGAUUUACAAGAGUCGGGAAUAAGGAAAGGGACAGAGAUUCAGGGCUUUGUUGUGGAAUUCUCGAACCCAAGUUAUUUCUUUAUACAUUCGUAUAUCGAGAAAUCAGUGAAGUCUUUGUUCAAGUUGACAACCACACUACAGGAGAUAUACUCAAAACCUGAGAACCUAAAGAAGGGAUAUACCCCUGUCAUAGGGGAAAUCUGUGUGGCCAGAUAUUCCCAAGACCAGCGGUGGUACAGGGUGCUGGUGCAGAACGUUGAUGCCGCCACGAGAAAAGCGCAUGUCCUGUACAUCGACUUCGGGAAUCAGGAGGCGCUGACGCUCGACAACUUGCAAAAAAUGCAUCAAGACCUGGAGCUGCUUUCACCGCUCGCGAUGAAGUGUUUCUUGGUCUCCGUCACUCCCCCUCCGGGCGGGUGGUCCCCAGUAUGCAUCGCAGAAUCCCGGAAACUGAUGGAUCAGCAGAAAGUUUCCGUUGGCAUUGUUGAGGUGCUGCGUGAAGAGGUGCCCUGUUACGCCGUGGAUGUAUGUGUGCAAGCCUCAGGGAUACACGUGGCCAAACUACUUCUGGAGAAAGGAUUUGCUUCCGCUCAUGACGGAGGACGUAUCUUAAAAGAAAAGAACUCUGAGAUUGGUCCUUUACCAGUAAUGGCCAUUGACAAGGCAGCAAGAAAAGAGGAGCUGUCUGAUGCUCCCGAAUCUCUGCCACGGAUCCACGUCUUAAGCGGGACUGCGGUUUCUGUAGGUGACAUUUUCAGUGCUGUCAUCACAGAAAUUAAACACCCCGAGGAAUUUUAUUGCCAGCAACUACAGAACGCAGAGGAACUUUCCAAGCUGAUGGAGUCGAUGAGUAAACAUUUUGCCGCAGUGCCGCACGUUCCCAGCUUCACGCCUGCUGUUGGCCAGGUCUGCAGCGCCCAGUGUGCAGAGGACAGGUGCUGGUAUCGAGCUAAAAUCCUGGAGAAGAGGUCACAGGAGGCUUUACUGGUCGAGUACAUUGAUUUUGGAAACGUGGAAGUGUUGCCCCUAUCGAGCCUACGACCCAUUCAGAGCAAUAUGUUGAAAUUGCCGUCACAAGCCAUAAAGUGCAGCUUGGCAGGUGUAAAGCCGCGAUUUAAGAGAUGGACUGGAGAAACGUAUGCUGCGACAGCGUCUUUGGUGGCCAACGACGUUGUGACAGUUGUAGUGGUCGGGCAGACGAAAACAUCUUUCGUAGUGGAAGUGGCUGACAGGCACCCGACUGGCAGGGCACGCAAAACAGAGACCAGCCACGCUACACCUAGCGGCAAAGGGCAAAGUUGCGGGGUGAAAGCGACAGGAGAAAAGUGGGGGAAUAAAGCCCCGCAGAUCUUGGUUGUGGGGACAAAGCUACAGGCAAAAGCUGUUAGUACGAGCGAGGAUGGCUACUCUGUCGAAAGCGAGAGCUCCAGGCUGGCUACUCUGUCGAAGCGAGAGCUCCAGGCUGAAUCUUGCAUCCCUUGCCAGUGGAAAUCUGUAGAAGUGCCACUUAAUGAGCCCAUAGAAUCGCGCGUGCUGAGCGUGAUCAGUCCCGACCUGUUCUACGCCUUUCCAAAAGAAAACAGAGUUGACAUACAGAAGUUGACGCAGGUGAUGGUGGGUAUUGCCGUGUAUUGCAAAGCGGAGAAGACAAAGUUGAGCUACAGACCGUCAGUGGGGGAUAUGUGCUGUGCCAAAUAUACAGAUGAUGGCUACUGGUACCGAGCGAUCGUGUUGGACACCUCUUUGUCUACUGCUAAAGUUGCUUAUGCGGACUAUGGGAACACCGAGGAUCUGCCCUUCUCGUCCCUUCUCCCCAUUACCGAGAAUUUCCUGGACCCCCCUGUACCGAUUGUAAAAUGUGCUCUGGCAGGGUUAACACCGCUCUCAGAGGAGUGGUCACCGGCAGCUACCCAACUGCUAAGAUUGCUAGUUCAGGAGCAGAACAUCAUCUUCACUGCACUGUCCGUGAACGCGGGAAUCUAUUCUGUGUCUGUGGAAAAGCGUCAGGACACCGGCGUGGUAAAUGUGGCUGAAAAGCUUGUCGGUGACGGCUUGGCCCGCGACUCGCGCUCUACAGGAGGUCACUGUAAAGGUAAAGAUGGAUGCUGUUGUUGUUCACAAGACCUGCUCAAGAGGGUGAAAAAGUUGGAGGAAACACUUCGCCUUUUACUUAAUGUGGAACACGUUUAAUGAUCACAGGGUGACGAUCUGUUUCCUAAAGCUCCAGAGAUCCCGGGGGUUCACCAGGAGCGAGUUGCCGGAGUCCUUGUAGUAGUUCUAGACUGCAGCGGACUGCAUCCGAAAUCAGAGUUCUAGUGAUGUCAAGCGGGGGUGGGAGAUGAAGAGAAUCUCUCUGAGCAGAAUGUUAUGAUUGUAUUCACAGUUCAGUAAUGUCAGGAUAGGAGUAAUAUACUCCGAGGUGGUGUGUAAAUCCUCAUAUUUAUUUGCAGCGAGUUUAGAAAUGUUUAGUGUUUUAAUUAACCAAUCUGAGGACUUUCUGUUUAAAAAAAAAAAAAAAAAAAG